GUCGUCCAAAUACUGCUCGAUAAAGGCGCCGACGCGAACGCACAAACUGACGACUAUCUUGGGAAUGCACUUCAAAUUGCCUCAUACGGGGGUCAUGAGAAAGUUGUCCAAAUACUGCUCGAAAAGGGAGCUGACGUUAACGCGCAAAGCGGCUGCUUGUAUAGGAACGCUCUCCAAGCUGCUUCCUACAACGGCCACGAGAAGGUCGUUCAAGUAUUACUCGACAAGGGAGCCGAUGUCAAUGCGCAAGGCGGUUGCUCAUAUAGGAAUGCUCUCCAGGCAGCCUUCUACAAUGGCCACGAGAAGAUCGUUCAGAUGCUACUCCACAGUGGCGCCGAA
Messenger RNA from Aplosporella prunicola CBS 121167, 339 nucleotides. RefSeq lists its product as uncharacterized. The record is from RefSeq and is a predicted model, not a curated record. Gene Ontology annotation, molecular function: protein binding. The annotation marks the transcript as partial. The transcript has a single exon. Lineage: Eukaryota; Fungi; Ascomycota; Dothideomycetes; Botryosphaeriales; Aplosporellaceae.